AUGGCUAGCAAAGCUCCAAAAUCUCGAUGUUACAGUAAAACUGCGUCCGCCGACUUCCGAUUCGCUUGCACAGUUGGCCAGAAAAACAUCGGGGAAGGAUACACGCAAGCGAUUUUGAAAAAGCUGGGCAAAUCGCCGGGCAAGCACCAUUCGCGACAUGUUGCAGCGUCACAAAAAAUUCUCCAAAAGCGACGGCAAUUGAUGAAGACAUCAGCUUACAAGAAACGACGUAUGCAUUUGAAAAAGCUGCGGGCGGCUUUACGUCAUAGAAAGGAAAACGUCGAAGGCAUCACUUAUCAGAGCAAUGUCGAUCUUUUAAAUGAACUUGCAGAGGAAGACAAGACAGAUCUAGAGGAAGAAGACAAUAAUGACAUUGCUAUUGUUCUAUUAGAUUUAGAAACAUCUGGCUUCGAAAUAAAUUGCGACAUUCUCCAAAUUGCCGCAAAAUAUGGCAAAAAUUUGUUCGAUAUUUAUGUUAACCCGGUUCAAGAUAUUUCUGUGAGUGCCAGUCAGGCGAAUGGUCUAACGAGCUGUUACGGAGAACUCAUGUACAAUGGUCGACAAGUUCCAUCUGUGCCGAUAAGAGCUGCGUUGGGAAGUUUACAUGG
This is a messenger RNA of Temnothorax curvispinosus, 608 nucleotides long. RefSeq lists its product as uncharacterized. Lineage: Eukaryota; Metazoa; Arthropoda; Insecta; Hymenoptera; Formicidae. Gene Ontology annotation, molecular function: nucleic acid binding. The transcript has a single exon. The record is from RefSeq and is a predicted model, not a curated record. The annotation marks the transcript as partial.